AGCUCCCUCGAAGACCUCUUCCACGGUAAGAACACGCAUGACGAGACUCUAAUAUCCUCAAGACUAACUUAUCCAUCCAGCAAACCAGAAUCCCAACAUCUCUCUUUCUCUUCUUCUCCAGCAGAAUACCAAAGUAGUGGUCAGGAUAACAUGUGCCACUACAUCAUCUUCCACUCUAUCCCAUCUGCCUGCCUGGCCAGUCCUCGCCAUGUCAUCGACACGAAAAUCUACUUUGUUUGCGACAUAAUCGCCAAUGACCCCGACGCCAACAAGGAACACUGUGACGCUGAAGACUGCGAGUCGAUUGGCGAAAUGGGUUCGUCCAGGGUUAUCUCUGAUUGCUCUGGUUGCGUUGCCAGGGUUGUCGAGGAGUCGGUUCUGGAGUCUGUUAUGAUGGUAUGUUUUCUUCCCUCUUCUAUCCUUGGAUGUGUUGAAUUAUUGGCUAACGGGUUGGUUUUCUAGAUCGCGGGAAGUGCCUUUUAAUGGCUUCUUCUU
Messenger RNA from Aspergillus wentii DTO 134E9, 495 nucleotides. RefSeq lists its product as uncharacterized. The coding region runs from base 151 to 462 and encodes 103 amino acids. Lineage: Eukaryota; Fungi; Ascomycota; Eurotiomycetes; Eurotiales; Aspergillaceae. The record is from RefSeq and is a predicted model, not a curated record. The transcript has a single exon.